This is a messenger RNA of Gavialis gangeticus (Gharial), 1798 nucleotides long. It is a transcript of the gene ADAT2, whose product is annotated as adenosine deaminase, tRNA specific 2. The transcript is spliced from 6 exons. The record is from RefSeq and is a predicted model, not a curated record. Gene Ontology annotation, biological process: tRNA wobble adenosine to inosine editing. Gene Ontology annotation, molecular function: tRNA-specific adenosine-34 deaminase activity; zinc ion binding. Gene Ontology annotation, cellular component: nucleus; cytoplasm. Bases 39 to 560 code for a protein of 173 amino acids. Lineage: Eukaryota; Metazoa; Chordata; Crocodylia; Gavialidae.
AACGCCCGCCCCGCUCGCCGGGUUCCGGCAGGCCGGACAUGGAGGCGGCGACGGCGGCCUGGAUGGACCGAGCGCUACGCAUGGCUAAAGAAGCCUUAGAAAAUGGGGAAGUUCCUGUCGGCUGCCUUAUGGUCUAUAACAAUGAGAUCCUGGCAACGGGGAGGAAUGAGGUGAAUGAGACAAAGAAUGCAACUCGACAUGCAGAGAUGGUGGCAAUUGAUCAGGUUCUAGAUUGGUGUCAUCAACACGAUAAGGAUCCCGAUGAAGUGUUUGCACACACAGUGUUGUACGUAACUGUAGAGCCUUGCAUAAUGUGUGCAACUGCCCUACGCAUGAUGAAAAUUCCACUGGUUGUAUACGGUUGUCAAAAUGAGAGAUUUGGAGGCUGUGGCUCGGUCUUGAACAUCUCCUCUGAUGAUUUAAUAGGCACUGGGGAACCAUUCCAGUGCAUUGCUGGCUAUCGAGCUGAAGAAGCAGUGGAAAUGUUAAAAACCUUCUACAGACAAGAAAAUCCAAAUGCACCGAAGUCAAAAGUACGGAAAAAGGAAUGCAGUAAGUAAAAGCCCUCUGUUAACAGAAGACUGAAGCGCAGAAAAUAAUGGCCCAUGGGGAAAGAUUUCUUCACUGUCUUCAGUGCAGCAUUUGGGAACGGCAACAUUAAUGAACUUCAAAUCUGCUCCCGUUUUACUACUUGAAUAUUGUCAGUGUCUUCCAUUUUAUGUGUCUAGUAGGUGAUAUGAUUUCUAAAUUACCAACCUUAGUCUUUGUGAAAAAUAUUUGCCUUUAUCGGGCAGGGAGAAGGUUUUAAGUUAUAGUUCAGACUGAACGGUUUGCACCACAUGGAUCUUAUAUGGAUCUACUACAGUAAUGGCCUGUCUGCACAGCAUGUGGAUGGAAUAUUCUAUUACGGUCCUGUCUAUGGUUAUAGAUAGCAAGUAUUUUUAGAGAAUAGUUUACUUAAGCCAUUUAGAAGGAAACAGCCCUAUAAACAUUCAACUGGACAUUUACUGUACACCGUAUACCUUAAUUAAGAACUGUAAGAGGGUAACAAAGGGCAAACAAACAGACCUUGAAAACUGAUACCAGACCAGUGUAAGAGUUCUUCAUUAUUUUAUUCUUUUUGUCUCCUAUAGAUCAAACAUCUCUGAAAAGUCAUGUUUAGGCAGAAAGAUGCAUGUGAAAAACUGUAUAUGUCUUAAUACUUAAUUCAUGUAUAUAUAUACAUGCUGAUUUGCAUAAGCAAAUACAAGUCUUUCAUACUAGUGAUUUAUGUGUGAAGAAUUGAAGGCUGGCAUGAAAAUCUCCCUUUCUGACAUUCACUCCUUGAUUAUUAACGUAUGGAAAAAAUGAUCCACAAGUAAAUUGGACUUACUUUCAGUUGCCAAAUCCUGACAUCUGCAUGUUUAACUGGAGAUAUGAAGACCAGGAAAGGAAAAUAGGAGUAACAGAAAGAGAACAAAAUGCAUGAUAUUCUAACUUUUUGGACAUUGGUUAGCAAAAUGUCACUUGCAUUUACUUUUGCUUGGCAUUGCUGUAAUUUGUAAUCCAGAAGAGGGCCUUACUGUUCCACUAAUGAAUUAAAAUGCAAACCUAAAUUGAAUCCUUGAUCGCAUUGUUCCUAAGUGGAUAUUUAUCAAGUAAAAAAAUUAGCUUGCAAUUUAAUUGAUUGGAGAAAAAUUGCAGAAAUUUGGAAAAAAAAAAAAACCUUAAGAUUUUUUUUUUAAUUACAAAAGAGCAAUUAAAAUUCCUGGGGUGCAAAAGUUAUAUACAAUUAAAUACUGUAUCUAUUUGAACAAAA